This is a messenger RNA of Cicer arietinum (chickpea), 2930 nucleotides long. RefSeq names its product alpha-L-arabinofuranosidase 1-like. Gene Ontology annotation, molecular function: alpha-L-arabinofuranosidase activity. The record is from RefSeq and is a predicted model, not a curated record. NCBI's taxonomy places the organism in Eukaryota, Viridiplantae, Streptophyta, Magnoliopsida, Fabales, Fabaceae. Gene Ontology annotation, biological process: L-arabinose metabolic process.
AAAAAAAGAGGUGUGAAAUUGUAUCAUGUGUCAUUAGGCCAAAGUGAGACUACUCCUUUAAUUAGGAGAAGAAAUUAAGUCCUCUUGAAGGCCUUAUCGUUCAUUUGCCUUUUCUUUUUGACUAAUUAUUGUUCCUUUGCUUGUCACUAUGAUGACAAUGAUAAUAACAACAAUAUUUGCACACAUCACCUAAAAAAUAUUUUCAUAUUGUACUUGAAUUACUUGCACAUAUUUUUUUUUAAUCAUAAACAUAACCAUAGUUGUUGAAUAUUUUCAACACAAACUUUGAUAACAUUCUCUUUUACACUUUUUUAGUUUUUAUUUUUGAAUUUUUUUUCGAGCAAUUUAUGAUGCGAAUGUGUAUCUUAAAAAAAUAGAUCAAUUAUAAUUUUGUCAAUUGUUGUUGACGCAAAUGAUUGAACUUUCUACUUAUAACGAUUGUCACUUGAGUUUAAAUUCGAAAUUCUACUAUAGAUAGUAAUAAGCAAAUUCACAAUAAAAUUAAUGGGUCUUCUAUUCGUGACGAUACACGGAAGCAUGCAUCUCAUAAUCUAAAUUAUACUAUUAACAAAACAAAAUGUAUUUAUUAUUAAUAUUAUUAUUAUUACUUCAAUUCUAUUAAAAAAAAUUAACAAGGAAAAGAACAUAAAUAAAAAGCAAAAGAUCCAUAUAAGUUGGGAGUGCCGUAACAUGAGCUACGCAAGCUCUACUUCGCUCAAAUACACUACUGACUCGGGUCUUUGCUAAUUGUUGUCCACAUCUAUUUAUUGACAUUAAUCACAUAAACUGUGUCAUAUAAAUACAACCCUAAAACAAAGGGGGGAAAAAAAAACAGAAAUUAAAGGGUUAGCUUAUAUGAUUUGGUGUUGAAUUUGAUAGGGAAAAAAUGACUUUUUCAAAAGCUUCUUGCAGUAGUAUUCUUAGGCUCUACCUCAUUAUAGUGUCUUGUAUUGCAUUUCAAUGUAAUGCUGAUCAUAAUCACACUUCAACUCUAGUUAUAGAUGCUUCUGAUGGAUCUGGAAGGCCAAUUCCUAACACCCUUUUUGGAAUAUUUUUUGAGGAGAUCAAUCAUGCUGGUACUGGGGGAUUGUGGGCAGAACUUGUGAAUAACAGAGGCUUUGAAGCUGGGGGUACAAAAGUUCCAUCAAAUAUUGACCCUUGGACCAUAGUUGGAACAGAAUCAUCUAUUGUAGUACAAACUGAGCUUAAUUCUUGCUUUGAACGCAAUAAGGUUGCUUUGAGAAUUGAUGUGCUAUGUGACUAUUGUUCUUCUGAUGGUGUUGGAAUCUCUAACCCAGGUUUUUGGGGAAUGAACAUUGUGGAAGGGAGGAAAUACAAGGUAGUGUUGUUUGUUCGUUCAAUAGGACCAUUAAAUAUGAAAGUAUCAUUCAGAAAAGCAGCAGGUGGACAGAUAUUGGCUUCUAGUAAUAUCAAAGGUUCUGCAUUAGAGGUUUCAAAGUGGAAAAGGAUGGAGACUACAUUAGUAGCCCAUGCAUCAAGUUCUAAUUCAGUUCUUACCUUAACAACAACUCAAAAAGGGAAGAUAUGGUUGGACCAAAUAUCUGCUAUGCCUCUUGACACAUUUAAGGGACAUGGUUUCCGAAGUGACUUGGUUGACAUGAUAGUACAGUUGAAACCAGCCUUUCUCAGAUUUCCAGGUGGUUGCUUUAUUGAAGGACACAGAUUAAAAAAUGCAUUUAGGUGGAAAGAUAGUGUUGGACCCUGGGAACAAAGACCUGGACACUUUGGUGAUGUUUGGAAUUACUGGACAGAUAAUGGAUUUGGUUAUUUUGAGGGUCUUCAACUAGCAGAGGACAUUGGUGCAAGGCCAGUGUGGGUCUUCAACAACGGCAUAAGCCAUACUGAUGAAGUUGAUACAAGGGUCAUCGCACCUUUUGUGCAAGAAGCACUUGAUGGGAUUGAGUUUGCUAGAGGUACAUCUACUUCAAAAUGGGGUUCCCUUAGAGCAUCUAUGGGACACCCACAACCUUUUGACCUAAAAUAUGUUGGUGUUGGAAAUGAAGAUUGUGAGAAGCUAAAUUACCAUGGAAAUUACCUAGCCUUCUACUAUGCAAUACGACAAGCUUAUCCAGAUAUUCAAAUUAUUUCAAAUUGUGAUGCUUCUGUCAGGCCGUUAGCUCACCCAGCUGAUUUGUAUGAUUAUCAUACUUAUCCUAAUGACGCUCGACAUAUGUUUAGUAACGCUCAUGUUUUUGAUAAGACACCACGCCAUGGACCAAAGGCUUUUGUGAGUGAGUAUGCUUUAGUUGGAGACAACCAAGCUAGGCAUGGAACCCUUUUGGGAGCUGUCUCUGAAGCUGGAUUCCUUAUUGGAUUAGAAACAAACAGUGAUCAUGUUGUAAUGGCUAGCUAUGCUCCACUUUUUGUAAAUGCAAAUGACAGAAAGUGGAACCCAGAUGCAAUUGUUUUUAACUCCAAUGGAGCUUAUGGAACUCCUAGCUAUUGGGUGCAAUACAUGUUCAGAGAGUCAAAUGGAGCAACAUUUCUCAACUCACAACUUCAAACAACUGAUCCUAACUCAGUGGUUGCAUCUGCAAUUCUUCUGCAAAAUCCUCAAAAUAAAAAAACUUACUUAAAAAUAAAGAUUGCAAACAUAGGAAACAACCAAGUGAAUCUCAAGAUUUCUAUUAAGGGAUUUGGGAGCUCAAAUCCAUCUGAAUCAACAAAGACUAUUCUCACAUCUGAACAUGCAUUGGAUGAGAAUAGCUUCUCAAACCCAAAAAAGAUAACACCACAACAAAGUCAACUUCAGAGUUCUGGCAAUGAGAUGAAUGUCAUAAUCCCUCCAAUUUCAUUAACAGUACUUGAUAUGUUUAGAUAAUAGUAUGAUACAUAGGAUUCAUAAAUUGUACUUAAAUGUUAGAGAAAUUAUACCCUUUGUAAUGAAAAUAAAUAGAGAAUGAGGGUUG